AUGACUUUGUUUUUAAGCGAAUGGAUUGCGUGGGAGUCAGAGUUGGCAAAUGGCGCUUGUCUGGUAUCAGAAACAGUUGAAGUCGGUGGAGCGCACGAGUACGUGGGUACAGCUGCGGCCGUAGAGGCGGCGCAGGCGGCGUCCAUCGGCGGAGGCACCGAGGGCGCUGGCGAAGGCUUCUCGGAUGAGCUCAAGCAAGGACUCAACCAGAUCUACAACGUGUACAUCUGGGCGCAGCUGGACGUGCUGGAGGACAUGUGGCGCAAUGCCAGCGCCGAGGUGCACGCGCAGAUGCCCAAGCAGAUGCUGGUGGUGCGCGACGCGGCCAAGGUGUACGCCGCCGACGUGCAGAACGAGGAGCAGUGA
This is a messenger RNA of Gryllus bimaculatus (two-spotted cricket), 366 nucleotides long. NCBI's taxonomy places the organism in Eukaryota, Metazoa, Arthropoda, Insecta, Orthoptera, Gryllidae. The record is from the annotation of a GenBank genome assembly.